AUGCAGCCGCGCCCAAACAGCCAGCAGCAGCAAGCCACCAACAUGCGGUGCCAGCCUCCAGCGAGGCAGCUGCUGCUGCAGCAGCAGCAGAUGCUGCAGCAGCAGCAAAUUCAGCAGCAGAACCUGCAGCAGCAAGGGUCACACAUGGUGGUGCCGCGGCAGCAUUUCAUCAACAGUCAGCAAUACCCCGCGUACAACAGGCUUCAGCAGCAGCAGCAGCAACAGCAGCAGCAGCAGAUGUACCAGCAGCAGCAUCAGCAGCAAGAAGGAAUGUACAGCCCCUCAGGCGCUGUUUUGAUGCCCCUCUCUCCUAGGGGAGCAGGCAUGAGCUGGCAGGAUAAGUGGCAGCAGCAACAGCAGCAGCUGUUGGCGAUGCAGCAGCAGCAGCACGUGCAGCAGCAGCAGCACGUGCAGCAGCAGCAGCACGUGCAGCAGCAGCAGCACGUGCAGCAGCAGCAGCAGCACAUGUACCAGCAGCCUGCACCGCAAAGUCCCUACACGAAGCACCAGCUGUACCCGCAGCAGCUUCCCCACGACUAUCAGCAGCAGCAGCCGCUGGGUCUGCUGGCAGCGCAGCAGCAGCAGCAGCAGCAGCUGCUGCUGCUGCAGCAGCAGCAAACCCACGAGAUCCGCCACCGCAGCGACUGCUUCCCCUCUGCUUCUGGGGACUCCAACUACAGACACUGCAGCGACCCGCAGCGGCAAAGGGGGCCCCCUUUUGAGGGCCCCCUGAGGGGCCCCAACACCACCGUCGAAAGCCUCCAAAGGCGAAUCGAGGCUGUGUCGGCGCAGGCAGAGGCCCUGAGGGCUUCACUUGCUGCCGAGGCGCUGCAGGGCCGCAGCAACCCAGAAGAGUGGAGUUUGGUGCUGCAGCAGGAGGAGUUUGUUUGUCUGAUGCAGCAGGAGCAGCAGCUGCUGCUGGAAAUUCAGCAGCAGCAGCAGCAUCAGCAGCAGCAGGCGCUGCACGUGCAGCAGCAGCACAAGCAGCAGCAAGAGCUCCGCGGCGACGGAGCUUCGGCUCGCACUCGAGCCAAAUCUCACGUAACAACAGGUACGCAGCAGCAGCAGCAGCAGCAGCAGUCGCAGCAGCAAAUAGACAAGGUGCUGCUGCACACUCACAUAAGCCCACAAAGCAGCAGAAGCAUCAUACCCACUGCUUCUGCUGCAGUUGCUGCUGCUGCGUCUUCUACAGGAAGAGCCGCCACAAAGUCUGGGCGUGAUUCACCGCUUCGAAGAAGUUCAGCUGCUGCCUGCAGCAGCAGCAGCGCAGCAGCAGCAAUUGAUGAUGUCGAUGACAGGAAAUGGCACUCGCAUGCAAGCAGAAAGAACCGCAGCAGCAGCAGCAGCAGCAGCAGCGGAACAGCAGAACGGGAAGGCUCCGAUGCGCGGACUCCCGCGAGUCGCGAGCAGCAGCUGGAGCAGCAGCAGCAGGACCUGCUGCAGCAGCCGCUGCAGCAGCUGCGAAGCCUGCGCAGCAAAGGGCAGCAGCAGCCUUCACGGUCUAUCUCGAGCACGUUGGGUGCAGCAGCAGCAAGGAGUCCUGCUGCUGCUUCUCCCCAGCAGCAACAGCAGCGAAAGCCAGUAGCCGCAAGGACCCGCAGCGCUGCUGCUUCUGCUGCUGCCACACCUUCAGCUGCUGCUGCUGCUGCUCCUUCUCGCGCUGUGUCUCGCAAGAUAGCAGGCAGCCGCAGGCCGCUGCCCAGGACAGCAGCAGCAGCAGGGUCUGCUGCUGCUGCUGCAUCUAAGAGCUCAUCUUUUAGCAACAGCAACCGGGCCGGAAGACAAGCUGCAGCAGCAGCUGCUGCUGCUGCUACCCGGCCCUGCAGCAACACCAAUCGCAGCAGCUGCAGGCCCUCGCUGUGGCGCGUCAGCAGCACUGCAGCACUGCAGUCAGAAGCGGCAGCAGCAGCAGCAGCACCUUGGAGCAGCAGCAGCAGCGACGCCGAUGAGACACCUACAGCUGCUCGGCCCCUCCGCAAACAGAGCGGCCUCCCCCGUCCAAAGCCAUCAGCAGCAGCAGCAGCAGCAGCAGCAGCAGACAAAAGCAGCAGCAGCAGCAGCAGCGGAAAGGCCAGCACCAGCACCGCAGAAGGUGCAGACACCUCAAGCCAGAGCACUCAGCAGCAGCAGCUUUCUGGCGAAGAGGCCGAUGCAUCGCCUUACAGCAGCAGCAGCAGCAGCAGCAGCAGCAGCAGCAGUAGCACAAGCUUGCCUUUGAAGCUAAGGCGUAGUCUCUCUCCUCUGUCGCUAAUCAGCAGCAGCAGCAGCAACAGCAGCGGCCCGCGGUUCCGCAGCAGCAGCGCCUCGCGCUCUCGUCAGCGGCCACUUGCUGCUGCUGCUUCUACUGCUGCUGCUGUUCAGCUGCCUUUGCUGCCUUCUCGCAGCACUAUGGGGGCUUCUGUGUCUCUAGAAAUAGUCUCUUCUGCUGCGUUCCUUCCGUCUGCAGCAGCAGCAGCAGCAGCAACACCUGAAGAAGCAGCAGCUCCUGCGACCACUGCGGCAACAGCACCUGAAGCAACAGUAGCAGCUGCAGCAGCAGCAGAAACAGAGGGGCCACCUGCGCCUGUUUCUCUUCUUGAUAUUGAGACUCUCAAAAGGAGACAAGAGACUCAUCUCUAUAUGCAGCAGCAGCGCGAGCAGCAGCUACGACUGGCGCUGCAGCAGCAGCAAGAGCAGCAGCAGCAGCUUGAACAACAGCUGCUCCAGCAGCAGCAGCUCGAAAAGCAGUUACAGCAACAGCAGCAGCAGCAGCAGGCCCGCCGCAGCAGUUUGUCCGCUGUAACAAUCGAGAACAGCCUUUCUAUUGCUGCAACAGCAGCAGACACAGAGCAGCAAGCAGCAGAAGCGCAGCAGCAGGCACAGCAGCAACAGCAGGUGCAGCAGCACCACCAGCAAGUGCUGCCGCAGCAGAUCCAGGGUCUUGCCGAUGAGGCCGUCAGCACCUCUACGGACGACCCAAGACACAGCAGCACUGGCAGCAGCAGUAGCAGCGGCACCAGCAGCAGCAGCAGCGGCAACAAAUCUCCGCUGCUUGAGUCUUGCGUCUCAGGAGAGACUUCAGUGGACUCCGUCGCUGCUGCUGCAGCAGAACAGCUGCACCAUCAGCAGCUGCAACAGCAGCAACAGCAGCAACUGCAACAGCAGCAAAUACAACAGCAGCAAGUGCAGCUGCAGCAGCUGCAGCAGCAGCGCCUGCAACUGCAGCAAGAGCAGCAGGAGCAGGCACGCCAACAGCUGCUGCAGGUUCAGGAGGAGCGAAUGCAUCAGAGCAAUUUGCUGCUGCAGCAGCAGCAGCAUCCACAGCAGCAGCUGCAGCAGCAACAGCUCCACGAACAGCAAUUACAGCAAGAGCAGCAGCACUUGCAGCAGCAGCAACAGAGGCAGCAACAACUCGAACAGGAGCUGCUGCAGCAGAAGCUGCAGCGGGAGCUGCAGCAAGAGCAAGUACAACAGCUGCAGCAACAACAGCUACAACAACAACAGCUGCAGCAACAACAGCUGCAACAACAACAGCUGCAGCAACAACAGCAGCAGAAGCAGCAACAGCAGCUACAGCAACAGAAGCAGCAGCAGCAGCUAGAGCAGCACCAAAGGAUGCGGCAGCAACAGCAGCAGCAGCAGCAGCUAGAGCAGCAGCGGCAGCAACAGCAGCAACAGCAACAGCUGAAGCAACAGCAGCAGCAACAGCUAGAACAACAACUAAUACAGCAGCAGCAGCAGCAGCAGCAGCAGAAACAAUGGCUGCAACAGCACGAGCGCGAAAAGCACGAGGCCGCGCAACAAAUGAAGCAGCGGGAGCACCAACGCCAACAGCAGCUGCAGCAGCAACAACUACAGCAACAACAACUGCAGCAACAACAACUGCAGCAGCAACAGCUGAAGCAACAACAACUGCAGCAGCAGCAGCUGCACCAGCAGCAGCUGCACCAGCAACAGCUGCACCAGCAACAGCUACACCAGCAACAGCUACAGCAGCAGCAGCUACAGCAGCAACAACUGCAGCAGCAGCAGCUUCAACAACAAAAGCUUCAGCAACAACAGCUUCAGCAGCAAAAGCUGCAGCAACAGCAGCUGCAGCAACAACAGCUGCAGCAACAGCAGCUGCAGCAGCAGCAGUUGCAGCAACAACAGCUGCGACAGCAACAGCUUCAGCAGCAGCAACAGAAACAGCUGCAUCAGCAACAGUUGCAGCAGCUCCAGCAGCAGCGAAUCCGGCAACAACGAAUGCAGCAGCAACAGCAGCAGCAGCAACAACAACUUGCGCUCCUGCAGCAAUUGGCAGAGCCUGUCGAAGAAGAGGUCAUAAUUGCCAGCGGCAACUCCCAAGGCGAAGAGGGCCGCUCUUGGCUCCGUGGGAUGUCUCUGGACGACUGCGUUUUAGAUUUGAUGCAGCGGGGCCUGGCCCCCAUGUCGCGGCUGACAGCAGCAGGGGAGCAGCAAUUCGCAAGUUUUGUUGCUGCUCAGCUGCGCAGCAGGCAGCAAGCAGAAGCAAGAGAGUUGUCCAGAAACAUAGAGCGGCAGCAGCAGGGGCUUCCGAAUGGCAUUACUCCUUUCGUUGCAUGCUACGCAGCAGCAGCAGCAGCAGAAGCUGUGCAGACUCCCCGUGCUGCUGCUGCUGCAGCAGCAGCAGCAGCAGGGCCUGCUGCGGCCGUCGCCGUGUCGCCCGCUGCUGCAGCCGCCGCAGCAGCUGGAGCGGCUGCAGGCGCACACCACUCGCUGCUGCAACAGCAGCAAAGCUGUGCUGCUAGGCAGCAGCAGCAGCAGCACAUGAUGGUGCUCAUGCAACACGAACAAAUGUCGCAGCAGCAGCAGGUCCAGCAGCAGCAGCAAAUGCAGCAACAGCAGCAGCAGCAGGAGGAGCAGCAGAGGCCUGCCGCUCGUGGAUGGCUUGCUGGUGUUUUAAAUUGGAUGGGCGCAUCCUCUUCAACGGAGAAGCAGCAACAGCAGCAGCAGCAGCAGCAACGGCAGCAGCAGCAGCAAGUUCAACAGGUAGCGCAGCAGCAGCAGCAGCAACUGGUUAUGCAGAUGCAACAACUACAUCUUCGUGGACAGUCCCAGCAGAUGCUUGCCAGCCAGCUGCCCGAGCAGCAGAUGUUGCUGCUGCAGCAGCAGCAGCAGCAGCAAGUGCUGAGGCCCUCUGCCUCAUUGCCUUCACUGCAUGCAUCGCGAAGAGCUCCUCUGUGGAUGUAA
Messenger RNA from Eimeria tenella, 5190 nucleotides. RefSeq lists its product as uncharacterized. The transcript is spliced from 4 exons. The coding region runs from base 1 to 5190 and encodes 1729 amino acids. Lineage: Eukaryota; Apicomplexa; Conoidasida; Eucoccidiorida; Eimeriidae. The record is from RefSeq and is a predicted model, not a curated record.